ACAUAAUAAAACAUGAAAACCAUUUGCAAAUCGUCUCAGAAUAUCCCUCUCUUUAUCAUACUAAAAGUUAACUCAAAGAUGAAUCACCCUUAAACGUGUCACAUACCCAGGCUGACACCCAGCAAGCAAAUAUGUGCCCACACUAAAGAGCGACAGAAUCUCACCAUGAAGUCGACAAACGCAGAGAGAACACAGGGUUACACGCACCCCCUCCCCUCCUUUGUCAAACUAGAGCCAGAGAAACUUGGUGACAGGGAAACCAGCUGGUGACAAGAGUCAGACACAGUGACAGCAUCUAUAUCAGAGCGGCCGUGUUCUCUUCCCUCCUGUAACGGCCGGACACCCAGCGAACCCCACUUAUUGUACUGCCCCCCCACCCAGCCAAUGUCUCUCACACGAUGCUCUGAGGAAGGUGAAAUUUUCUUGAAAAUCUUGAAAAAUUCACAAGAGGGACUCACAAACAAUCCGUGUUCUAUGAAAAUACAACAGGAGAAAAAGGAAGCGAUUGGGAUGCUGUGACGCUGGAUUUCUGUAGUCUUCCUGUCCAUGGGAUGUGCUUUCACCGUGUAAAGGAGCUAUGAUUUUAUGUCAGUGGUUUUCUGUUAUGCUGGAUGGCCACCACCAAUAGGUUUGCUUCCUGUAUUGUUUUAUUUGAUCUUUUUAACAACGUUCCUGCAAUGUGUGCUGAUCAGGACGUAGAAUGGAAUACCUUUCAGGAAUCAUAUACAUGGGUGAUGCUGCAACGCCAAACAUGGUUCUGAUGACCAGCUUUUGCACACAUCCUGGAGCUCCGGAUUUUCUCCUGCUGGAAGUUUGAAGCCUCUGCCAUUAGAAAUGGAGUUGCCACCCCCGAGGACUCCUCCAGAUCCAAGAAGGAUGCAGAAUGAUGUCCUAGAGGAGCACACAGAGCUCUGGUGGUCCAAAGAGCCAGUCAAAUCAGUACUGUGCUACACUGUGGCUGUGCUGCUCAUUUUAGCAUGUGGCAUUGGUGGAAUUGUACUCCUAUCCACCACAACUAGUCGCUCUGGAGAAUGGAGAAUGGCUAUAGGGGCCACAUUGUGCAUUCUAGCUCUGUUAGUCUUACUCAAGCAAUUACUGAGCUCUGCUGUGCAAGAUAUGCAUUGUGUUCAAAGACGUGACCACAUUGACAUGCUGAAAAGUGGUGGCUUGUCAGACACUGUGGUUUUUGGAUGCAGCGCAAUUAUUAUCCUUGUAUGUGGUGUAGUUCUGCUUGUAUUGUCUUUCUCAGGAGAAACACCCGGAUCCACUACAGUACUGAUCACCAUGCACACUGUAGGAGUGAUACUCAUAACUGUUGGUGUUGUUAUGCUUUUUGCAAUUUUGAUAUAUGUGAUAGUAAUAAUAUGCAAAUCUUGUGCCUCCAGUCGCUUUCAUCCCAGGAACAUAAGUGUGUUCUUUAUCUCAGGCCAACUGAGUGGAACACAUCUACAGAAUGCAACCUCUAGUAUGGCCAACCUUAUCUAAACAAAAGGUACAGCAAACCAAAACAAUAAACCUAUCUGAGCUUCAUACACUGCGUGAACCAACAAAAGGCACAAGUAUAGAUCAGAGUCUGUGACUCCUUGCGUUAGAUGUGCAGAAAAUGAAAGAUACAAUAUUUCUCUUUAUUUAAAUGAUACAGACUACUAACAAGUAUUGUCAUGGUAAAGAAAGUUGUAAUGCUUAACCUGGGGAAUUUACCCUAAAUUAUUUUCUAUACUAGAAACUGACAUGUCCUCCCUUCAAAUUUUCUAAAUAGGGAAUUUUGUAACCUGUGGUAACAAAAACGCAGCCAGUAAGGUUAAUAUAAGACAGAAUACAAUAAAAAAAAAAGUGGUACUUCAAUCUUCCAGAAAAUGCACAAUCCACCAUUGCUCACCAGAAAUGAAAGAUUAAGGCUAAUGGCUAGUAGCAGUUUCUUUGCUGGCAGAGAAAUCCCCUACCCCUGACAGGUCGAUUACAUUUCUGUCCCUGGACACAUAAAUGUGAAGGUAGGAACAAAAUCUGUAGUUUUUUCAAUGCAGGAAAAAAGUGAUAGAAAAAUUCUACUAGGGUCCAAAUUACCCUAGCAACCAUGCACUGAUCUGAAUAAGAGAUUGAAAUAUGAAUAGGAGAGGCCUGCAUAGAGAUAUAAGUAGUA
Xenopus laevis (African clawed frog) is the source of this 2140-nucleotide messenger RNA. It is a transcript of the gene tmem125.S, whose product is annotated as transmembrane protein 125 S homeolog. Bases 835 to 1485 code for a protein of 216 amino acids. The transcript is spliced from 2 exons. The record is from RefSeq and is a predicted model, not a curated record. Lineage: Eukaryota; Metazoa; Chordata; Amphibia; Anura; Pipidae.